This is a messenger RNA of Humulus lupulus (European hop), 5203 nucleotides long. RefSeq names its product myosin-15. Bases 136 to 4704 code for a protein of 1522 amino acids. Lineage: Eukaryota; Viridiplantae; Streptophyta; Magnoliopsida; Rosales; Cannabaceae. Gene Ontology annotation, cellular component: actin cytoskeleton; myosin complex; vesicle. Gene Ontology annotation, biological process: vesicle transport along actin filament; actin filament organization. Gene Ontology annotation, molecular function: ATP hydrolysis activity; microfilament motor activity; ATP binding. The record is from RefSeq and is a predicted model, not a curated record. The transcript has 39 exons.
UAAGAAAUUCCAAAAACACUGAAGCUUCCCUUUUGUUUUUGACUCAUUUUGUCUAAAACACCUGUUAGGGCGGGAACCCAAUUUCUCUUUCUUUAUCUCUCGCUCGAGCUCAACUCGACUCGUUUCGACUCACUCAUGCCCGAACCUACGAUGAGUUUGCGGAAAGGCUCCAAGGUUUGGGUCGAGGACAGGAAUUUGGCUUGGGUUGCAGCGGAGGUCAUCGACUAUGGUGGAAAGCAAGUUCUUGUUGUCACAGUUUCCGGGAAGAAGAUUUUGGUUUCUCCCGAGAAGGUUUUUCCUAGGGAUGCGGAUGAGGAUGAGCAUGGAGGAGUUGAUGAUAUGACGAAAUUGACUUAUUUGAACGAGCCAGGAGUUCUUUACAAUCUUCAGAGAAGAUAUGCUCUCAAUGAUAUAUAUACAUACACAGGAAGCAUUUUGAUUGCGGUCAAUCCAUUCACAAAGCUUCCUCAUUUAUACAAUGUCCAUAUGAUGGAGAUGUACAAGGGAGCUCCAUUUGGCGAGUUGAGCCCCCAUGUCUUUGCUGUGGCUGAUGCAUCAUAUAGGGCAAUGAUGAAUGAUGGUCGCAGCCAGUCUAUACUGGUCAGUGGAGAAAGUGGGGCUGGGAAAACAGAGACGACUAAACUUAUCAUGCAGUACCUUACUUAUGUUGGAGGCCGAGCUGCUGGUGGUGACAGAACUGUCGAGCAGCAAGUUCUUGAAUCAAAUCCUCUUUUGGAAGCGUUUGGUAAUGCAAGGACUGUUAGAAAUGACAAUUCAAGUCGCUUUGGGAAGUUUGUUGAGAUCCAGUUUGAUGCAAAUGGUAGAAUAUCAGGUGCUGCCAUUAGAACUUACUUAUUGGAAAGAUCACGUGUUGUACAGAUUACAGAUCCUGAAAGGAAUUAUCACUGCUUUUAUCAUUUGUGUGCUUCCGGAAGGGAUGCAGAAAAAUACAAGCUAGGUCAUCCAAGCCAUUUCCAUUAUUUAAAUCAGAGUAAGAUUUAUGAACUGGAUGGAGUAAGCAAUGCUGAGGAAUAUAUUAAGACAAGGAGAGCAAUGGACAUUGUUGGCAUUAGUCAUGAAGACCAGGAAGCAAUAUUUCGCUCCUUGGCUGGAAUUCUACAUCUGGGCAACAUUGAAUUUUCUCCUGGGAAAGAGCACGACUCUUCAAUUCUAAAGGAUCAGAAAUCAACCUUUCAUCUGCAGAUGGUUGCUAAUCUUUUCAUGUGUGAUGUAGAUCUUUUGCUAGCAACACUAUGUACUCGUUCAAUUCAAACCCGUGAAGGAAGCAUUGUUAAGGCUCUUGAUUGUAAUGCUGCUGUUACUGGUAGAGAUGCUCUGGCAAAAACUGUUUAUGCACGGUUGUUUGACUGGCUGGUUGAUAAAAUUAAUAAGUCUGUUGGGCAAGAUUUGAAUUCCCAAGUACAAAUUGGAGUUCUGGACAUUUAUGGUUUUGAAUGUUUUAAGGAUAAUAGUUUUGAGCAAUUUUGCAUUAAUUUUGCGAAUGAAAAACUUCAGCAACAUUUUAAUGAGCACGUCUUCAAGAUGGAGCAGGAAGAGUACAGUAAAGAAGAAAUCAAUUGGAGCUACAUCGAGUUUAUAGAUAAUCAAGAUGUUCUAGAUUUGAUUGAGAAGAAACCUAUUGGAAUAAUUGCUUUAUUGGAUGAAGCUUGCAUGUUCCCAAGAUCAACACAUGAAACUUUUUCCAUGAAGUUAUUUCAGCAUUUCCGGUCACACUCAAGAUUGGAAAAGGCAAAAUUUUCAGAAACAGAUUUUACUGUCUCCCAUUAUGCUGGAAAGGUUACUUAUCAUACAGAUACCUUUUUAGAUAAAAAUCGUGAUUAUGUUGUGGUUGAACACUGCAAUCUGCUAUCCUCUUCCAAAUGCCCCCUUAUCGCUGGUCUUUUCCCCUUACUUCCAGAGGAAUCUUUGAGAUCAUCAUACAAGUUUUCUUCUGUUGCCUCAAGAUUUAAGCACCAACUUCAAGCUCUGAUGGAAACACUCAACACAACAGAGCCACAUUAUAUACGUUGUGUGAAACCAAAUUCUUUGAACCGACCACAAAAGUUUGAGAACCCGAGUAUACUACAUCAGCUACGCUGCGGGGGUGUGUUGGAGGCUGUUCGGAUAAGUUUGGCAGGCUAUCCCACGCGAAAGACUUUUUCAGAGUUUGUAGAUCGCUUUGGAAUAUUAGCUCCUGAAUUUAUGGAUGGAAGUUUUGAUGAAACAACCAUCACAGAGAAAAUUCUGAAAAAGUUAAAUCUUGAUAAUUUUCAGUUGGGUAGAACCAAAGUGUUUCUCAGGGCUGGACAAAUUGGUGUUUUGGAUUCUCGUCGUGCUGAGGUUUUAGAUAGUUCUGCAAAACUUAUUCAGCGUCAGUUACGAACAUAUAUUGCUCGCAGGGAUUUUAUCUCAACUAGGGCUUCUGCAUUGGCUCUCCAAGCUUACUGUAGAGGAUGUCUUGGCCGAAAGAUGUACAUUGUCAAACGAGAGGAAGCAGCUGCUCUUGUACUCCAGAAACACAUCCGAAGCUGGCUUUCAAGGAAGGCAUACUUGCAACUACUUUUAGCAGCUGUUAUCAUACAAUCUGGAGCUCGUGGUUUCUCAACUCGCAAAAGUUUUAUGCAUGGGAAAGAACAUAGAGCUGCUGUUUUAAUUCAGGCUCGGUGGAGGAUGUGUAAGGUUCGCUCAGCUUUCAGACAUGAACAGACUUCUAUAAUAGCAAUACAAAGUCUCUGGAGACGAAAAUUGGCAAAAAGAGAGCUUCGGAGGCUUAGACAGGAAGCAAAUGAAGCCGGUGCACUGCGUUUAGCUAAGAAUAAACUUGAGAAGCAGUUAGAAGAUUUGACUUGGCGGUUGCAUCUCGAAAAAAGAUUGCGGGUUUCCAAUGAAGAUGCCAAGUCAGUAGAAAAUUCGAAACUUCAGAAGAUGGUGGAAUCUUUGAACCUUGAGUUAGAUGCAGCAAACUUAGCAACAAUUAAUGAGUGCAACAAGAAUGCAGUGCUCCAAAAUCAGUUAGAAUUGUCUUCAAAGGAGAAAUCUGCUUUGGAGAGAGAACUCAUAACAAUGGCUGAAUUGAGAAAAGAAAAUUCAUUAUUGAGGAGUUCAUUGAAUACUCUGGACAAGAAGAAUUCAGAUCUGGAGACCGAGCUUCUCAGGGUGCGAAAGGACAAUAGUGACAUGAUUGAGAAGUUGAGAGAAUUUGAAGAGAAGUGCUCCCAGCUUCAGCAGAGCGUUAAAAGUCUUGAAGAGAAAGUCUCAGUUUUAGAAGGCGAGAAUCAAGUUAUGCGACAAAAAGCCUUGACUGUCACUCCCAAGAGCAAUCGUCCUGGUUUUGCAAGGACAUAUUCUGAUAAAAACUCUGGUGCACUUGUCCUUUCUCAAUCUGAUCGGAAGUUACUAUUUGAGUCGCCUACCCCUACGAAGGCUAUUGUCCCUCUUUCACAUAGCUUUUCAGAAUCACGCCGGCCAAAAUUAGCUGCAGAGAGGCAUCAGGAAAAUUGUGUAUUCCUUUCAAGGUGUAUCAAAGAAGAUAUGGGUUUUAUAGAUGGAAAACCAUUGGCAGCCUGUAUCAUAUACAAUUGUCUUCAUCAUUGGCAUGCCUUUGAGUCGGAACGAACAGCGAUUUUUGACUUUAUAAUUGAAGGAAUAAAUGAUGUUCUGAAGGUUGGUGAUGAGAAUAUUGUGUUGCCAUAUUGGUUGUCCAACGCAUCUGCACUUCUAUGCCUCCUUCAAAGGAAUUUAAAAUCAAAUGGUUUCCUAACAGCAACUCCUCAGCGAUCUGCUGGGUCUACUGGGUUGGCGGCCAGGAUUGGGCAUGGAUUAAAAUCGUCAUCUAAAUAUUUUGGGUUUGACGAUGGUGUAACACACCUUGAAGCAAGGUAUCCCGCUAUACUGUUCAAACAACAAUUGACUGCUUGUGUAGAGAAGAUUUUUGGCUUAAUUCGUGACAAUUUGAAGAAAGAAUUGUCUCCACUAUUGGGCUUUUGCAUUCAGGCGCCAAAAAAUUCCCGAGUACUUGGAAAGUCAUCUAGAUCACCUAGUGGUGGUGCUCCUCAGCCGACACCUGGUAAUCAGUGGGAGAACAUCAUCAAGUUUCUUGAUUCUCUUAUGGGUCAAUUACGUAAAAAUCAUGUACCUUCCUUUUUCAUCCGCAAGCUGGUGACUCAGGUUUUCUCUUUCAUCAAUAUAUCAUUAUUCAACAGUCUGUUACUGCGACGGGAAUGUUGUACGUUUUCAAAUGGGGAAUAUGUAAAGUCCGGUCUAGCGGAAUUGGAGAAGUGGAUAGUUAAUGCAGGGGAUGAGUUUGCAGGAACCUCAUGGCAUGAGCUCAACUAUAUUAGACAAGCUGUUGGUUUUCUGGUAAUACACCAGAAGAGGAAAAAAUCUUUGGAGGAGAUUAGACAGGAUCUUUGUCCGGCACUGACAGUCCGGCAAAUCUAUCGGAUAAGUACUAUGUACUGGGAUGACAAAUACGGAACUCAGAGUGUGUCAAAUGAGGUAGUUGCUCAAAUGAGAGAGAUUUUAAACAAGGACAACCUGAAUCUCACCUCCAAUUCAUUCUUGCUUGACGACGAUUUAAGCAUUCCGUUUUCGACAGAAGAUAUUGAUAUGGCUAUUCCUGUGAUAGACCCUUCAGAUAUAGGAUUUCCAAGUUUCUUGUCCGAGUACCCGGUUGCGCAGUUUCUUAUCCAGCCACAAAAUUAGCUUCUAGUCUUAGUAUUUGUUUGCAAGUUUAAGUGUACAGAUUUAGAAAGAAAAAAGGAAAGAAAAAAAAAAGCAUCAUUUUAGAGUAUAGCUAGCUAGCUCGUCGUAUGAAAGAUUUGAUAUUUGCAGGGAAGCAUGAAGCGAGAGCAUUUUCGAGGUCGUCAUCACAAGAAUGUACCAACCUCUAACAAGAGUUUCUCAGGACUUGAUGAACACUCGCUGGAAUUUGUAUGUUUAGAUUUGCAAUUUUUUCAUUUUUUUUAAUCCCUCCCUCGACGAUGGUGCUUCACUUUUCAUGAAGUUCAUCAUAUAGUUAGUUUGAGUCUUCGAAUUAGGUCUCAAUGUACUAAUAUAUAGUAGUUGUUUUGUUGUACAUUUCGUGCUUUGUAUAUGAACAUCUUGUAGUAGCCUAAAAUUAAGUGUAGGAAAUGAUUUCACAUUCGUUUAUGUAUAUUUGCUCUUCUAAUUUAAAUCCCAUGAAAAUAUACAUUAUAUAUGA